Molecule: messenger RNA, 1092 nt
Organism: Fonsecaea multimorphosa CBS 102226
Lineage: Eukaryota; Fungi; Ascomycota; Eurotiomycetes; Chaetothyriales; Herpotrichiellaceae
Exons: 3
Coding region: 1-1092 (363 amino acids)
Molecular function (GO): metallopeptidase activity
Source: RefSeq, a predicted model, not a curated record
AUGAAUUACUCUUCUGCUUUGUGUACUAUGGUUUGGUUCAGUGGGAAACCCUCCGCCUGCUUGCUUUUUGUACAGUUUGUCAUCCUAACAGCCUUCUGCACAUCCAGCUUCGCCGCGGUUCCCAGAUACCGACCAAUCCAUCGUUCUUGCGGCGUGGCUGCGCCCUCUGAAGACCUCCUUUCCACACAUCACUAUCUGCAAGAAAACGAACCGCUCGAGAACGACCUAUGGAACAGUACUCUCGUCGCCGCUCGCCACUCGUCCAGUCACGAACGCCGUCAAACCUUGACACCCUUAUAUACGAUUGAUACAUAUAUACACAUUGUAUCCGACACAGCCAGCUCGUCCGCCUCGUCGUCAAAUUAUAUCACAGAUAGCAUGAUCCAGAACCAGUUUAUCUACCUCGCCCAGUCCUACACAAACGCCUCGAUCGGAUUCCGCUUGGCGGGCGUGACUCGCACUACCAACGACACAUGGGCGAGCAACGGGGACGACGUGGGCAUGAAGACAGCGCUGCGACGGGGGACCUACUCGAGUCUGAACAUCUAUUACCAAUCCCUCCUGCAAGCGGGCAGCAACACCCCCGGGGUACCCACAGGCAGUAUUCUGCUGGGGUUUUGCUCCUCGCCCGCCAGCGGCGUGACCUCGACUACCCCAGUGAGCUUGUACGUCACCGACGGAUGUAAUGUGCUGAGCCAGACGAUGCCUGGAGGGAAUAUGCAGGGGUACAAUUUGGGAGGCACGACGGCACAUGAGGUGGGCCACUGGAACGGCCUGCUGCAUACGUUCAAUGACAACAGCUGUGACGCUGGGGAUUGGGGCGAUUAUGUGGCCGACACGCCGCAGGAGAUGACCAGCACAAGCGGCUGUCCGGCCUCCAAAGACUCCUGCCCCAACUCUGGUGUUUCAUCCACCGCGUACACGGGCCUCUCCGACCAAGGCUCGAAUCCAUACGGUCCGCAGGGGUUUUCAGGGCCCGAUCCGAUCCACAAUUUUAUGGAUUACUCGACUGAUGCGUGCUAUGCGGGAUUUACGCCGGGUCAGGGAGCCAGGAUGUUGAAUGUGUGGAACAUCUACCGGGAUGGAUUGUGA